AUGGAAGCAGUGCAACGUCUCAUUAAACUGCUGCAAGGCGCAGAAUUUGUGCCGGGGGCGCUUGACGCGCAGGUUCUGCUUGACUGCGACCUGGAUCUAGUGAUCACGGCCAGCCGAUCACUGUUUAAAGCGCUGGCCCUACUGACCGGCAAGUAUGACUCCGCUGACCGCGAGCUCACGACCUGUAUCAUGGUCAAAGAGGAAGACGGUUCACCAGCGGCGUCGUCACAUUACGCUUCGGCGGAGUCGAUUGCGGACGAUAGCGACAGCUUAAAAAAUAAAGCGAAUGUCGUUAGGACCUUCCGGUGCAGCACUUUUAUGUGA
This is a messenger RNA of Peronospora matthiolae, 324 nucleotides long. NCBI's taxonomy places the organism in Eukaryota, Oomycota, Peronosporomycetes, Peronosporales, Peronosporaceae. The record is from the annotation of a GenBank genome assembly.